GAGAGCCCCAAGGAUAGGAGAGAGAGCGACAUAUCCCCCAACGAAUCAAAUCGGGGCGGCCAUCGGCUGGUGAAUCCAAUUUAACACAAAACCGUUUGCCCUUGAUUCGACACUCAGCUCUUGGAAGCGGACGUGAACACACGCUAGUUCUCAACGUACUAAAAAACCUCUCACCUCACCAUGUCGAAGAUCGGAAUCAACGGAUUCGGCCGUAUCGGUCGUCUGGUUCUGCGUGCCGCCGUCGACAAGGGCGCCCAGGUCGUCGCCGUCAACGAUCCCUUCAUCGGCGUCGACUACAUGGUGUACCUGUUCAAGUACGAUUCGACCCACGGUCGCUUCAAGGGAGAGGUCUCCGCCCAGGAUGGCUUCCUGGUCGUGAACGGCCAGAAGAUCCAGGUCUUCCAGGAACGUGACCCCAAGGCCAUCCCGUGGGGUAAGGCCGGAGCCGAAUACAUCGUCGAGUCGACGGGUGUGUUCACCACCAUCGACAAGGCCUCUGCUCACUUGGAUGGCGGUGCCAAGAAGGUCAUCAUCUCGGCCCCGUCGGCCGAUGCACCGAUGUUUGUCGUUGGUGUCAACCUGGACGCCUACGAUCCAGCGAUGAAGGUUGUGUCCAACGCUUCGUGUACCACCAACUGUUUGGCUCCACUGGCCAAGGUUGUCAACGACAACUUCGGUAUCCUGGAAGGUCUGAUGACCACUGUGCACGCCACCACCGCCACCCAGAAGACCGUCGACGGACCAUCUGGAAAGCUGUGGCGUGAUGGCCGUGGUGCUGGCCAGAACAUCAUCCCAGCUUCUACCGGUGCUGCCAAGGCUGUCGGUAAGGUCAUUCCAGCUCUGAACGGAAAGCUGACAGGUAUGGCUUUCCGUGUCCCAACCCCCAACGUCUCCGUUGUCGAUUUGACCUGCCGUCUGUCCAAGCCCGCUAGCUACGACCAGAUCAAGCAGAAGGUCAAGGAAGCCGCUGAAGGUCCACUGAAGGGAAUCUUGGACUACACCGAAGAGGAGGUUGUCUCCACUGACUUCGUUGGUGACACCCACUCCUCCAUCUUUGACGCUAAGGCCGGAAUUCAGUUGAGCGACACUUUCGUCAAGCUUAUCUCCUGGUACGACAACGAAUUCGGCUACUCCAACCGUGUCGUCGAUCUGAUCAAGUAUAUGCAGACCAAGGACUAAAUUAUUUAAACCGUACUCCACCCAAACCAAUUCUCAGGGCUUGAUGCCGCUGAUCUGCUAAACAUAAACGUUGCGUAUCACACACACCGUACACACACAGUAAAACCCAACACCUCAAGUAAAGUACUAAGAAGUCCUCCGGUACGAAUGUUUAGCUAGGGAGGAACCAUGAUGAUUACUACACACUAUUCUGUUUAGUUGAUAAGAUUAAUAAUAAUGAUAAUAAUAAAUUUAAUUGCUAAAAUAUAGAAAAAAAAUGCUGAAAAUUAAUUAUACCUGUUGUGUAUUGUCAAGACAUUGAUAUCAAAACAAAAUACAAACAAUCGCUUAAGGUUAUAGAGAGAGACAGACAAGGAUCUACGUUAGCACCAUUAGUGAUGUGCGCCAGUUGCACUCCGCGUUCCGCAACGCCAUCAAUGGAACGUCGAACAGGGUCGAUGUGGCACGCAUAGGAAACCCGAUCCUGAACAACGGAUCAAAAAUAAUCAUGUAUUUCAUUUUGAAAAUGAUGCAUUAUGGAAAGGAAUAAAACCCUAGAUUGUUACUAGUCGACUAA
Molecule: messenger RNA, 1735 nt
Organism: Armigeres subalbatus
Lineage: Eukaryota; Metazoa; Arthropoda; Insecta; Diptera; Culicidae
Product: glyceraldehyde-3-phosphate dehydrogenase 2
Exons: 2
Coding region: 181-1179 (332 amino acids)
Biological process (GO): glycolytic process; glucose metabolic process
Cellular component (GO): cytosol
Molecular function (GO): glyceraldehyde-3-phosphate dehydrogenase (NAD+) (phosphorylating) activity; NADP binding; NAD binding
Source: RefSeq, a predicted model, not a curated record